CUCUGUCAUGAUGGGACAUCCCGCUUCAUCUCUCUGUCCAUCAUGAUUCUAAAAUUUUCCUCUCCUUCUGCGACCUGAUUUCCCCGUCCCUCCGACCUUCUUUGAUGGUCCUUCACCUUCUGGUCGGGUCGAUACGACUUUUGACUGGUCCAUUUUUCUUACCAUCCUUUACUACCCCAGACCCUGACAUCCUUCCAAUCUCUCCCUCUCAUUUUUAUGGUUCUGUGCCUCUCCGCCGGCCGUUGGAUGUUCUCCGCCUCAAAAACUCCCUGCGUCCGCUGUCGCCUUGGAUCUUAGGCACCUUUUUUCUUUUCUUUUCUUUUCUUUUCUUUUUUAUUUCCCUGCUCAGGCCAAUAGUAAUAAUUAAUCAAUUCAGGACCACGGCAACCACUAGAGCCAAGAAGGAGAAUAGAGCUAAAGCGUGAGAAAAUCAAAAGAACCACUCCCCUUGACUACUAUCAACUAGUGGUGCCAUGUUCAACCUUUCCGCUACACUAUUACUCCUGUGAUUCAGACUCCGCCUUUUUUGAUAGUCGAUUUCCUUUUUAUUCUACUUCUGCGUUCUGAUUUUUAAUUUGUCUCC
Molecule: messenger RNA, 583 nt
Organism: Aspergillus caelatus
Lineage: Eukaryota; Fungi; Ascomycota; Eurotiomycetes; Eurotiales; Aspergillaceae
Exons: 1
Coding region: 105-425 (106 amino acids)
Source: RefSeq, a predicted model, not a curated record